Molecule: messenger RNA, 3152 nt
Organism: Pelmatolapia mariae (spotted tilapia)
Lineage: Eukaryota; Metazoa; Chordata; Actinopteri; Cichliformes; Cichlidae
Gene: ano11
Product: anoctamin 11
Exons: 23
Coding region: 318-3065 (915 amino acids)
Biological process (GO): chloride transmembrane transport
Cellular component (GO): plasma membrane
Molecular function (GO): protein dimerization activity; chloride channel activity
Source: RefSeq, a predicted model, not a curated record
ACUGUGCGUGGUGUUGCCUGCGUGCUAGAUCCAUUACGGUAUUCACGGCUCUUGCAGUGGAGCAGAGGAGCCUGAUGGAUGCGGAGAUAAAAAGCAGAACGAGGACAAGGGAAGCGCAGAUUGCUACAAAUGCCGACUUCAGCAGCAGCUUGUUUUUCACUAUAGCAAAGACCAGUAUUUAGAUUUUUUUUUUAAGGCUUAUUCUUUUUUUUGUAUCUCUUACCUUCAGCCUGGCUGAAGUUAUCUUUGAAUUCCUUCAGUACAGAUUUCAUGUGAAGGCAUAGUGUUUGUUUCAAGUCACAGGAGCUUUUUUCAUCAUGUUGAGGAAGAGCUCAGAGCGGCUGAAGGGAGACAGAGAGGUCCUCCUGGAUCUGGAUACUAGGGCUGAAGCGCAAACCACAGAGAGCUAUGGGAGCCUGCAGAAUGGGAGCUUUAUCCCCCCACGAUAUCUUUCAGCUGCAGCUGCUGAUGGAGAUAUGGAUGGCGAUGAUCCCAUUUAUAUGCAGUCUACUACAAGAAGUAAGCAACCAGUGCCACAGUUGGGGAAUUACUUCAGAGACGGGAGAACUAAGAUUGACUUUGUGCUGGUGUGGGAGAUUCGUUCACGGAGGAAGCGGCGAGGGAAAGGGACAAAUAUGGCUACCAGUGAGGAGGGGGAAGCCAUUCCCACUGAGGAGAGCAGCAGGUCUGAACGAAGGAAAGCACAACUGGCUCAGUGGAGAGAGAAGUUUGUUCAGAACUUGGAGAGUGUUGGCUUGGUCAUGGAAAAGGAGGAAACUGCAAAUGAAAAGAAGACCAUACACUUUCUCAAAAUUAGCGCCCCCUGGGAUGUGUUGGUGUGUUAUGCUGAGGAGCUUUGCCUUAGAGCUCCACUGCAAGCACAGCAGCAUCUAGACCUCAACACAUCUGCUCGGGUACUGAGUAAACUAUGCAUACCUAACGUAAUGACGGAGUCAGUGCCAAACAGGCCUCUGGACUAUUACACAUGUGCCUUUCGCAAGUCAAAGAUGAGCAGAUUCCUUGGCUGGGAAGAUCACGAUACAUAUUUCACAAAUACUCAGAGGCACCGUGUUGUCUAUGAGAUUCUUGCCAGGACAGCAUAUGGGAAAAGGAAGAAGGCUGAAGUCGGAGUGGACAGACUGUUAAAUGAAGGGGCGUACACAGCAGCUUUCCCGCUGCAUGAGGGGCCCUUUCAGCUUCCAAAGCACGAGGUCCGACCUGACGAGCUGAACCAGAGGCAGGUUCUCUACUACUACUGGGCCCGCUGGUGCAAAUGGUACAAGUAUCAACCACUGGACCAUAUCAGGGAGUACUUUGGAGAGAAGAUUGCACUCUACUUUGCCUGGCUGGGUUUCUACACAGCCUGGCUGCUGCCGGCAGCAGUGGUCGGGACUCUGGUCUUUGUGUCUGGAGUGAUGUCCAUGGGUACCAACACACCAGCGGAGGAAAUCUGUAACAGUGGAGCUAGCUAUACCAUGUGUCCACUCUGCAAAACAUGUAAGGCCUGGAACAUGUCUGAGAUCUGCACCUUGACGAAGCUGGGAUACUUAUUUGACCAUCCAGGUACAGUGUUUUUCAGUGUGUUCAUGUCAUUCUGGGCUGUAACCUUUCUGGAGUACUGGAAGAGAAAAAUGGCCACUCUGGCACAUCACUGGGACUGUAUGGACUUCCAUGAAGAGGAGGAGCGUCCUCGGCCGGAGUUUGCAGCCAUGGCCCCUACUAUGGAGCAAAAUCCAGUGACUGGGGUCAAAGAGCCAUACUUUCCUGAAAAAACCAGGCUGUCUCGCAUGUUCACUGGCUCCAUGGUUAUCAUAAUGAUGCUGUGUGUGGUGAUGAUCUUCCUGGUGACGGUGGUCGUGUGCCGUGGUAUCAUCAGUGUGGUGAUAUUUCAUUCUGGGAGCCCUGUGCUCCGGACAGAGGCAGGGACCAUAGCCAACAUCUCCAGCAGUAUUGUAAAUCUGGGGCUCAUACUGCUGAUGGGCCAGGUCUACACUGCAUUAGCUGAGCAGCUCACUAAAUGGGAGAUGCACAGAACACAAACCCAGUAUGACAACGCUUUCAUCUUCAAGGUGUUCAUCUUCCAGUUUGUCAACUUCUACUCGUCUCCCUUUUAUGUGGCUUUCUUUAAAGGAAGGUUUGUGGGUUACCCUACCAACUACGGGACCUUGUUCGGGAUGAGAAAUGAAGACUGUGGUGCUGGGGGUUGCCUCAUUGAAUUGGCUCAACAACUUUUCAUCAUAAUGGUGGGAAAACAGCUCAUCAACAACGUUCAGGAGUUCAUCCUACCUAAAGUGAAGGCCUGGCGCCAGAAGAGAACUCUGGCAAAGGUGCUGGGUGGCAAGGCAUCCCAUGAGCCUCGGCGCUGGGAAGAGGAUUACCAGCUGGUUGAGUGUGAGGGCCUGUUCGAAGAGUACCUGGAGAUGGUGCUCCAGUUUGGGUUCAUUACCAUCUUUGUGGCGGCGUUCCCCCUCGCUCCGCUCUUCGCCCUCCUUAACAACUGGGUGGAGAUUCGUUUGGAUGCACACAAGUUUGUGUGCGAGUACCGCCGGCCGGUGGCUGAACGUGCACAAAACAUCGGAGUGUGGUUUAACAUACUGGAAGCUUUGUCACACCUGUCUGUCAUUGCCAAUGCUUUCCUAAUAGCGUUCACUUCAGAUUUUUUACCUCGCCUGCUGUAUCAGUACAAAUUUGACAAUGAUCUCAACGGAUACGUCAACUUCACCCUGGCUUACGCCCCACUCAACUACACAGAGUACCCUAUGUGCAGAUACAAAGCAUUCAGAGACAACAAUGGAAACUACACACUGUUUUACUGGGAACUCCUUGCAGUCAGACUUGGCUUUAUUAUUGCAUUUGAGCACGUGGUGUUCUUCGUGCUGCGAGCCAUUGACUGGAUUGUACCCGAUGUUCCCGAGUCCCUGGAGCUGAAGAUGAAGAGGGAGCGCUACCUGGCUAAGCAAGCUCUGGCUGAAAACCAGGAGGCCCUGUUGGUGAGUCGAGCCCGAGCGGCUGCCGCUGCCACUCCAGGCACCUCCAGCCCAGUGACACGUCCCUUGGAAACAUGAGUUAGGAUUCCUCUGUGGAAAAGAAGCGGGACUGAACGCUGGUGGAAUAUGAGACUUUCCUUUGUAUCUCGGAUAAGUGAAAUUUUC